ACACUAGUUGACCGGUGCUCUCUCUCCUUUUAAAAACUUCGAGUUUGUAUAUAAGAUCUCUGGACGUAGUGCAACUAGCUUCCUGUAGUAGUCUGCUUCUGUAGCUAUCAUGGGAAUGCUUGACAAUAUCAAUUGAAUGACUUUUCACAGUGAGCAAUGGAGGAGCCGCUGUCCCCUCGAGAGUCUGGUCAGUUUGUGGCAGAGCACAGUUGUGAUGUCUUCGUGGAUGAAGAGGGUGUUAAACACGUGGCACAGAUGAUCUAUGAGCUCCGCCACAGUGAAGAGUUUACGGCCAGUGGCUGGAAGGCAAUGAAUCCACUGGCUCCUCCACCGGACUCAGACGAGGCCAUCAAUUGGGUGUUUGUGACGGACACCAUGAACUUUUCCUUCUGGCCGGACAGAGAGGAAGAACAAUGUGAGGUCACAUGCAGGGGAAGCACCUAUCGAGGGUACAUGUCUCUCUGUGCAGCUGUCACCAGAGCUAUGGAUGAAGGAGUGCCCAUCACAAGCCCCGCCUACUUCUCUCAGAUCAGUGAGGCCGAGUUGGCGCGUGUCCUACGUUCAGACAGCGCAACAGCAAUGCCCAUGCUGAAAGAGCGUCACCAGGCUCUAACUGAAGCUGGACGAGUGCUCAUGGAGCAAGGCGGAUCUUUCCGCAAAUUCAUGAGUCAUUGUGAGAAUGAUGCUGAGAAGAUGAUGAAGUAUAUUGUGCAGAAUAUACCAUCAUACAGAGAUGAAGCCACCUACGAGGGUAAGCGGAUUUCAUUUUACAAGAGGGCUCAAAUCCUUGUGGCAGACUUCUGGGGCAUCAUGGAUGCCCGAAGGGAGGGGAACAUCCCUAACCUUGACUACCUGACCAUGUUCGCCGACUACAGAGUACCACAAGGCCUUGUAUACCUUGGGGCUUUACGCUACUCUGAUGCCCUCAUGGAGGCAUUGAAGAAUGGUGAAUUGUUGUGCUCAGGUGAGCGGCGAGAGGUGGAGAUCAGGGGUUGCUCCAUUUGGUGUGUGGAGAGAAUCAGACAGCAUCUGUGGAAGCUUGUGGAAGAAAGAGAUGGGAAGAGCUGUCACAUCAAUUCGGCUCUUAUUGACUUUUAUCUGUGGCCAUAUGCUAAAAAACAUCACAAAGAAAUGGCACACAUUCCUAUACAUCACACACGCUGUGUCUACUAUUGACAACAUGAAUCAUAGAUCCAUGUCUUUAUCCAAGUUUAUAUUUUGACUUCAUGCUGUUUAUACCUUUGAAUAAAGUUAUAAAGAGUGGGUGGUAUAUAAUUAUUUCUUUGUUAUCAAGAAAAAAACGGAAUAUUUUUUUUUUUAUAUAAAUAGUUUUAUAAGAAUGAGGAGAAGAAAGAAGAAGCCUGCCUUUGAGUUACAC
Xyrauchen texanus (razorback sucker) is the source of this 1378-nucleotide messenger RNA. RefSeq names its product Q-nucleotide N-glycosylase 1 (gene qng1). The transcript is spliced from 5 exons. The coding region runs from base 157 to 1176 and encodes 339 amino acids. The record is from RefSeq and is a predicted model, not a curated record. Lineage: Eukaryota; Metazoa; Chordata; Actinopteri; Cypriniformes; Catostomidae.